UUUGAAUUUUUGUUUUCACGCCAAAAUAAAACAUAAUAAACAAAGCCGUUGUAAACUUUUUAUCUAUUGAGAUAUUUUAUUUACUUAUACGUGUUUAAAAACAGUACAAUGGGUGAACAGGUUGAAGACCAGGGAAACGAAACCAAUCUUGAUAACUCCGGACUAACGACGUUCGAUAAUCUUACAAUUCUAAAGGAAUUCAGUAAUAUAGUAAAUCUUGUAAAAAAUGAAGAUUUUCUUGAGACUGUCCCCAAAUCUAAAUUGAAAAGAGUUAAGUGGGUUCCAAUGUUCAAUUGUCUAAAACAAGGUAUUCUUGAUGAAAUGGUGCAGGAAAUAAGCUCAAUGUGGGACUUUGAGAAUAUGUCAGCCAAAUUAGAAGUUCUUGAAAAACAAAAGGAAAAGUUUUCUGAAAUUAAUCCAGACCAACCUGUAUGGAGACCGCAACUUAAUGAUGUCCAGGGCCAGUUAAAAGCUUCAGAUGUUGCCAACUUGAGGAAACAAAAAAAUUUGCUUGAAUCUUUGGCUAAAGAAUAUGAAUCGAGAGCCAAUCGAUUAAAGAAAAAUAUUACUGCCAAAAGAGGUUAUUUGAAAGCAAUGCAAAUGGACAUUCAAAAAUAUCACAAGAAAAAUGAAGAUCUUGUUAAUAAACUAAAUGACAAAAUAACAAACCAUGGAGAAUUAGUUGAAAUAAUCAUACCAAAUACAACAAACAUUGAUGAUAUUGUCUGGUCGGAAAAAGAAAUUAACAAGUGAUAAAACAAUGAUCUUGAGGAAAAAAUUUAUAUUUCAGAAAAUUGUACACACUUGAGAAAAUACAACAUAAAUUUAGUAUCUAAGUAUAAUAAUUUAAAAACUCAAUAUUUGAAACUAGUGUAGAUGAAAAUAGAGAAUUAUUUAAGUGUAAUAUGAAGUGUUCAACAAAUGAGUUAUUACAUAAAUGCUAAGUUUGCAACAUAUAUUUGUGUACUAACUACUAGCAUAGAUAAAAUUUUAAUGAGCUCAUGACACUAAUAUGAAUUUAAAACAAUGAAGUGAC
This is a messenger RNA of Aricia agestis (brown argus), 1036 nucleotides long. RefSeq lists its product as uncharacterized. The transcript has 3 exons. NCBI's taxonomy places the organism in Eukaryota, Metazoa, Arthropoda, Insecta, Lepidoptera, Lycaenidae. The record is from RefSeq and is a predicted model, not a curated record. The coding region runs from base 109 to 753 and encodes 214 amino acids.